This is a messenger RNA of Dentiscutata heterogama, 1407 nucleotides long. The record is from the annotation of a GenBank genome assembly. NCBI's taxonomy places the organism in Eukaryota, Fungi, Glomeromycota, Glomeromycetes, Diversisporales, Gigasporaceae.
AUGUUCGUUAAAAGCCUUAGCGUACAAACUGGUAUAUCGGAAUCAGUUCUUCGAUUAUUACUUUCGAUUUUAUUUGCUUACCCAAUAUCUCUCUUAUAUAAAUUGACACUUGUUCGCCCUUUAAAAACAAAAUGGGCACCAUUUAUUCGUAAUCUUUACGUUGUCAUUACUGGCCUUUCUCUUUCUUAUUUUUACAAUGGACCUUAUAUUAAACAUUCAUUGAUAACUACUAUUACAACCUGGCUAUUCUGCCAUUUCGGAAAUCUUUUCGGGAAUCGAGCUUUUUCUACCGUUGCUUCUCUUCUCUUCAACGUGAUCUACCUUCUUGUAGGAUAUUACAUGACCGCAACUGAUGAAUAUGAUGUCAGCUGGACUAUGACACAAUGUGUUCUUUGUUUAAGAAUGAUAGGAUUCGCCAUGGAUUUCAUGGAUGGCGAAAAAUUAUUAAAGUCAAAACCGCCUGUUAAUGCUAAAGAAAAUAGCGUUAAUACUAAUGAAAAGAGCAUUGAUACAAAAAACAAUUCACAAAAAACUGAGCUUUCAGUUAAUACGCGUCCUCAAAAACAACCGAUCUCAUUUGAAAAGAAUAUUCAACUAGCAACAUUACCAUCUUUAAUUGAAACUAUUGGUUAUGCGCAUUUCUUUGGUGCUUUCCUCAUUGGACCACAAUUCUCUUUUCAUCUUUACCGAAAAUUCAUUACCAUGUCAUUAUACCCUGAUCCUACAAAUAUUCCUUCAGGGUCUUAUUGGUAUGCGUUGAAAAGUUUCUUACUUGGUGCACUAUAUUUAGGAGUGCAACAAGUUGGAGCUGGAUAUUUUCCACAAUACUAUUUGAUAACUGCUGAGUAUGCAAGAGCGUGCGUUCUAUCAGGAAUUUCUUUUAAUGGCUAUGACGAUAAUGGCAAUGCCGAAUGGAACGGUAUGGCAAACGUUGAAAAGUGGAAUUUUGAAUUUGCUACAUCUCUUACACAAAUAAUUGGAUCCUUUAACACAAACACCAAUUUAUGGACAAAACUUUACAUAUUUAAACGACUUAUCUUUCUUGGGAAUAAACAACUAUCUUCCAUAAUAUCAUUAAUAUUUCUCGCACUUUGGCAUGGUCUUCAUUCUGGUCAAUCUUGUGGAUUACAAUAUGCUAUCGUUUCGUUUGGAUUAUUGAAAUGGGAUUAUGUCAUUGCUGCAUAUAAUUCUGUAUAUUGGGUAGGACACAUUAUAGUUUUUGGAUUAUUGUUUCUUGAUAUCAUUUUACCAAGACCAAAAGUUAAAAAAGUUGCUGAAACUAAUGGUAUUGCUAACGUUGAUAAAAAAGUUAAUGGUGUUGCUAAGGUUGAUAAAGAAACCAACGGUUUCACUAAGCUUGAUAGGGUUAAUGGUUAUAUUAAAAAUGACGCAAAAAUCGAAAGAUAG